Messenger RNA from Ceratotherium simum simum (southern white rhinoceros), 3747 nucleotides. The record is from RefSeq and is a predicted model, not a curated record. NCBI's taxonomy places the organism in Eukaryota, Metazoa, Chordata, Mammalia, Perissodactyla, Rhinocerotidae.
AGGGCAGGGACGGGCGGAGGGGCAGACGACGGAGGCGGGGAGGCAGGGGACAAGGGACCGCGGGACGGACCGAGGCUGGCUGGCUCAGGGUGGGACUGACAGAGUGACAGAGCAACGGACAGGUGGAAGCAGUUAGACAGCUUGAGACAGGGAGACUGGAACGCAGGGAGAGGGAGAGACAGAAGGAAAGAGAGAGAGAGUGUGUGUGUGUGAGAGAGAGAAGCACUCGCGUGCUCCCUUCCUUCCAGAAACCCUCCUCUGUCCGAGGGAAGCGACCGGGGCACUGCUUGGGAGAGAGAGAGAGAUGCGGGCACAGAAGACGGAAAGAGGGACCCUGCAUUGCUAGGAGGACCGAGAGACGCGGAGGGACGGACAGAUCGACUUGUGCACGGACUGACAGCCAACGAGAGGGGCAGCUCGGAGAGCAGAGCGCAGGAAAGCUAGAAUCCCGCGCUGACCUGCGAGGCUGAGCGACAGACGGUCAGACAGACAGACGUGCAGAGGUACAGACUGGCAGACAGGAGGCGGGGGCACGUUCACUCCCUGCAGCCAGCCGGGCAGAGAAGGCGGCGACGGCGGCGCCCCCUGAGCGCGUCCGGAGCUGCGACAAGCAGCAGGGGCAGCAGGGUCGCCAGCAGAAGCCACCGCCGUCGCCGCAGCCUUAGCCACCACAGCCGUGCGAGGAGCUCAGCGGACGCUGCAGAAAGCCCGUUUUACUAGCAGUUAAAUAAAUCGACCAAAAAAAAAAAAAACAAAAAAACAAAAAAAGCCAAGCCAAACCAAACAAAUCCAGCCAAAUCAAUCAUUGAGAAACUAUAAUAUUAAUAAAAGCAAAAAACUAAAUCAAAUCAAUCAAGGCACCAAGACGCUGGGGGGAUAUCCACUGUUCGGUCAAGGUUGACGAUGUGUCAAACUGUGUAAGGGAAUCGCAUGGAGAUGGGCGUUCCGAACUGUUGAUGGGGACAUGGGACUCCAGUCUUCUCUGAUCACUUGUGUGGAUUUUCCCGGUGCAGAACGACAGAAGCCGCUAGGCAUCAAACCUCAUUAUUUUAAUUUUGCAUCUGGGAGAAUGUCUGAGCAAGGAGACCUGAGUCAGGCGAUAGUGGAGCAAGGCGGGCCUGAGCAGGAGACGGCCACUCCAGAGAAUGGCAUCGUUAAAUCGGAGAGUCUGGAUGAAGAGGAGAAGCUGGAACUGCAGAGGCAGCUGGCAGCUCAGAACCAAGAGAGAAGAAAAUCCAAGUCAGGAGCAGGAAAAGGUAAAUUGACCCGCAGUCUUGCUGUCUGUGAAGAAUCCUCAGCCAGACCAGGAGGGGAAAGUCUCCAGGAUCAGGAAUCAAUUCAUUUACAGCUUUCCAGUUUCCCCAGCCUGCAAGAGGAUGAUAAAUCUAGGAAAGAUGACUCUGAAAGAGAAAAAGAAAAGGAUAAAAACAAAGAUAAAACCUCUGAAAAACCCAAGAUCAGAAUGUUAUCAAAAGAUUGCAGCCAAGAAUAUACGGAUUCUACAGGCAUAGACUUACACGAGUUUCUGAUUAACACGUUAAAGAAUAAUUCCAGGGACAGGAUGAUACUCUUGAAAAUGGAGCAGGAAAUUAUUGAUUUCAUUGAUGACGACAAUAAUCAUUAUAAAAAGUUCCCUCAGAUGUCAUCCUAUCAGAGGAUGCUUGUCCAUCGAGUGGCAGCUUACUUUGGGUUAGAUCACAAUGUGGAUCAAACAGGGAAAUCUGUUAUCAUUAACAAGACCAGCAGCACGAGAAUACCAGAGCAAAGGUUUUGUGAACAUUUAAAAGAUGAAAAAGGUGAAGAAUCCCAGAAGCGGUUUAUCUUGAAGCGAGAUAACUCUAGUAUUGAUAAAGAAGACAAUCAGCAAAACAGAAUGCAUCCAUUUAGAGAUGACAGACGAAGUAAAUCAAUUGAAGAGAGAGAAGAGGAAUAUCAGAGAGUGAGGGAGAGAAUAUUUGCACACGAUUCAGUUUGCUCCCAGGAAAGCCUUUUUGUGGAAAACAGUAGGCUCUUGGAAGACAAUAACAUAUGCAAUGAGACCUAUAAGAAAAGACAGCUCUUUCGGGGCAACAGAGAUGGCUCAGGGAGAACAUCUGGGAGUCGGCAGAGCAGCUCAGAGAAUGAACUCAAGUGGUCCGACCACCAAAGGGCCUGGAGCAGCACAGACUCUGAUAGCUCCAACCGCAAUCUCAAGCCUGCCAUGACCAAGACGGCGAGUUUUGGGGGCAUCACGGUGCUGACCAGGGGUGACAGCACGUCCAGUACCAGGAGUACCGGGAAGCUGUCCAAAGCAGGUUCUGAGUCUUCCAGCAGUGCAGGCUCCUCAGGAUCGCUGUCCCGUACCCAUGCACCUCUCCAGAGUGCACCCCUGGUCUCGAGUGUGGCAGCAAGUUCUCCCGGCUGUGUGCCCUAUCCGGAGAAUGGAAUGGGGGGCCAGGUUGCUCCCAGCAGCACCAGCUACAUCCUCCUUCCACUGGAAGCUGCAACAGGCAUCCCGCCUGGAAGCAUCCUUCUUAAUCCACAUACAGGCCAGCCCUUUGUGAAUCCCGAUGGAACCCCUGCAAUAUACAACCCCCCAGCAAGUCAGCAGCCCCUGCGAAGCACGAUGGUGGGGCAGUCCCAGCAGCAGCCACAGCAGCAGCCCUCUCCUCAGCCACAGCAGCAGGUCCAGCCACCACAGCCGCAAAUGGCAGGCACCCUGGUCACUCAGUCUGUCCAGGGGCUGCAGGCUUCCUCCCAGUCAGUGCAAUAUCCAGCAGUCUCUUUUCCUCCCCAGCAUCUCCUGCCUGUGUCUCCAACGCAGCAAUUCCCCCUGAGAGAUGAUGUGGCGACACAGUUCAGCCAGAUGAACCUGAGCCGGCAAUCCUCAGGAGAGACUCCUGAGCCCCCAUCUGGUCCUGUCUACCCGCCGUCCCUCAUACCACAGCCAACCCAACAGCCAAGCUAUGUCAUCGCCUCCACCAGCCAGCAGCUCCCUACAGGGGGGUUCUCAGGCUCUGGACCUCCCAUCUCCCAACAAGUCCUCCAGCCCCCUCCCUCACCACAAGGAUUUGUGCAACAGCCUCCACCUACACAGAUGCCCGUAUAUUAUUAUCCAUCUGGUCAGUACCCUACCUCAACCACGCAGCAGUACCGGCCCAUGGCCUCAGUUCAGUACAGUGCUCAGAGGGGUCAGCAGAUGCCGCAGGCAGCACAGCAAGCAGGUUAUCAGCCGGUCUUGUCUGCUCAACAGGGGUUCCAAGGCCUACUGGGAGUGCAGCAGCCGCCUCAGAGUCAGAGCGUGAUGAACAACCAACCAGGAACUCCGGUGCAAAGCGUGAUGGUCUCCUACCCAACAAUGUCUUCUUAUCAGGUGCCAAUGACCCAGGGUUCUCAAGGGCUGCCCCAGCAGUCAUACCAACAGCCAAUCAUGCUACCUAACCAGGCAGGUCAAGGGUCACUCCCAGCCACCGGAAUGCCUGUUUACUGUAAUGUCACACCGCCGACCCCUCAGAACAACCUUAGGCUGAUUGGCCCACACUGCCCCUCCAGCACUGUCCCCGUAAUGUCAGCUAGCUGCAGGACAAACUGUGCGAGUAUGAGCAACGCCGGGUGGCAGGUCAAAUUCUGAGCACUCUGGCUGUGGUACAUUUCUUCAGAUGUUACUCACGGCCUUUAAGGGAAGAGGAGCAAGGUGGGAAAACUGGCCGAGGACUUAAGUAUUCACUCAACACUCAAAUGAUUGCUGCUGGUAUUCUGUAAAAAAAA